AUGGAUUGUCUCAAUCUUGGGAGCUCUUUCCUUAUUCUGCUCUCGAUGCAGUUGCUGCUAUCGUUGUUCAACCCCUUGGUUGUAGCGGACUUAGCCUCGGAGAAGCAAGCCCUUCUUGACUUUGUCUCUGCAGUAUAUCAUGGAAACAAGCUCAACUGGGACAAAAAUGCCUCAAUAUGUUCAUGGCAUGGCGUAAAAUGCUCAGCAGAUCAGUCACAAGUUUUUGAAUUGAGGGUACCAGCUGCUGGUCUUAUCGGAGCAAUUCCUCCAAACACUCUUGGCAAGCUUGAUUCUCUUCAAGUACUGAGCUUGCGGUCUAAUCGAUUGACUGGAAGUCUUCCAUCUGAUGUGGCCUUACUUCCUUCUUUACGUUCCAUAUACCUACAGCACAAUGAACUUUCAGGAGGGUUGCCUUCUUCCUUCAGCCCUAGCCUCAGUGUAAUAGACUUCUCCUACAAUUCCUUUACAGGAGAAGUACCUGCAAGUUUACAAAACCUUACUCAGUUAACUGUCCUUAAUUUGCAAGAUAAUUCUUUCUCUGGAUCCAUCCCUGAUCUCAAGCUUCACAGUCUGAAACUACUAAAUCUGAGCAACAAUGAACUGAAAGGCUCAAUUCCUCGUUCGCUCCAGAUAUUUCCGAAGGGUUCAUUUUCAGGGAAUCCUGGACUGUGCGGGCUACCUCUAGCUGAAUGCUCAUUUCCUUCACCAACGCCCUCACCUGAAUCAUCUUCAUUGCCUCAAUCUCCACCUUCGGCACAUCAUGAUAAGAAACUAGGCACAGGUUUCAUAGUUGCAGUUGCUGUUGGUGGGUUUGCAUUGCUGAUGCUAGUCGUGGUUGUGUUGGUCGUGUGCUCUUCAAAGAGGAAAGGCAAGGACGAGAUUGAUGUGGAAUCCAAAGAGCUUCUGCGAGAAGUCCUUGGCAAGGGUAGUUAUGGAACUGCUUACAAAGCUAUACUCGAAGAUGGUACUGUCGUGGUAGUCAAGAGAUUAAAAGAUGUUGUGGCUGGGAAAAGAGAGUUUGAGCAGCAGAUGGAGCUCAUCGGGAGGUUGGGCAAACAUGCAAACCUAGUCCCGCUACGUGCCUACUACUAUUCCAAAGAUGAGAAGCUUAUCGUCUACGAUUAUAUUGACACUGGAAGUGCUUCAGCCAUGUUGCAUGGUAUCCGGGGUGUUACUGAGAAGACACCAUUAGACUGGAACUCCAGAGUGAAGAUCAUCCUUGGGACAGCAUAUGGAAUUGCGCAUAUACAUGCAGAAGGGGGCGCGAAGCUCACCCAUGGCAAUAUCAAGUCAACUAACGUACUCGUAGACCAAGAUCACAAUCCUUCUGUUUCGGACUAUGGCCUCAGCGCUCUGAUGAGUGUGCCAGUCAACGCAUCUCGCGUUGUGGUCGGUUACCGCGCUCCAGAGACAGUCGAGAACCGCAAGAUCACCCAAAAGUCUGACGUCUACAGCUUCGGUGUCCUUCUCAUGGAGAUGCUCACAGGAAAAGCCCCGCUCCAGACCCAGGGGAACGACGAUGUCGUUGACCUGCCGAGAUGGGUGCACUCGGUGGUCCGGGAGGAGUGGACGGCCGAGGUGUUUGACGUGGAGCUGAUGAAACACCAGAACAUCGAGGAGGAGCUGGUACAAAUGCUGCAGAUAGCCAUGGUGUGCACGGCAAAGUCGCCAGACCGGCGCCCGGCAAUGGAGGAGGUGAUCAGGAUGAUCGAGGGGCUCCGCCAGUCCACCUCGGAGAGCCGCGCGUCGUCUGAUGAGAAAUCCAAGGAGUCGAACCCUCCAUCAGUGUAA
Miscanthus lutarioriparius is the source of this 1791-nucleotide messenger RNA. The record is from the annotation of a GenBank genome assembly. NCBI's taxonomy places the organism in Eukaryota, Viridiplantae, Streptophyta, Magnoliopsida, Poales, Poaceae.